AACGUUCCCCCAGCUUCAGACAGAAGCUCGGAGAGAGAGAUAGAGAGAGAAAAUGGAGGUGGUCUCCCCGAGGUCGUCCGCGAUCGCCACGUGCGCCGCCGCCCUUCUCCUCCUCCUCGGCGCCGCGCUCCUGUGCAGCGCCGCCGAGUCGCCGCCGUACACGGUGGUCCAUCAGGAGUCGGACUUCGAGGUCCGCCUCUACCGGGAGUCCACGUGGAUGUCCGCCCCCGUCCGCGACAUCUCCUUCGAGAAGGCCACCCUCAACGGCUUCCACAGGUUGUUCCAGUUCAUUCAAGGCGCCAACUUGAACUUCUCCAGGAUCCCGAUGACGUUCCCCGUCGUGACGAGCAUCGUCCCGGAAGCCGGGCCGCUCCACUCGUGGGCCUACUCCGUCCGGUUCUACCUGCCGCCCAAGUUCCAGGCCGACCCCCCGACCCCUCUCCCCGAGCUCGACCUGAAGCCGCACGUGUGGGAGAACCACUGCGUCGCGGUCAGGAGGUUCUCCGGGUUCGCGAAGGACGAGAACAUCGUCCGGGAGGCGGAGAAGCUCGCGUCCAGCUUGAGCAGGUCGCCUUGGGCUAACAUGACCUCCUCCGAGAGUAGCUACGCCUACUCGAUCGCGCAGUAUAAUUCUCCUUUCCGUGUGAUCGGUCGCGUUAAUGAAGUCUGGGUCGAUGUCGUCGCGCCUGGAUCAAAUGGCUGUGAGUUCAGUGGAGUUGCUACAUAUUGAUGCAUGGGGAUUGACUUGUUUAGAUAAGUAUGGAUUCCUGGUCCUGCUAACUAAGGUCUAGAACUUGAAGUUUGAGUCCUUUUGUGACCCCUAUAUGUAAAUAUUCAUGGGUGUCUGAAACAUCUCCUGGUAUACUUGGAUCUUGGUGUAAAAACUCUUAUAUGUGAAUUAUACCAUCCAGUUCCACAUGACUGUUCACUCCUC
Messenger RNA from Eucalyptus grandis, 934 nucleotides. RefSeq names its product heme-binding protein 2. The coding region runs from base 53 to 730 and encodes 225 amino acids. The transcript has 2 exons. NCBI's taxonomy places the organism in Eukaryota, Viridiplantae, Streptophyta, Magnoliopsida, Myrtales, Myrtaceae. The record is from RefSeq and is a predicted model, not a curated record.